Messenger RNA from Rattus norvegicus (Norway rat), 2263 nucleotides. It is a transcript of the gene Tgfbr3l, whose product is annotated as transforming growth factor beta receptor 3 like. The record is from RefSeq and is a predicted model, not a curated record. Lineage: Eukaryota; Metazoa; Chordata; Mammalia; Rodentia; Muridae.
AGUGACUGAAGGUGUCAGGCAGCUUUGUGAGGGGCUGGGUCCCCUUUUCCUAGAAGUUGCAGUACAUCAGGAAAGUCAUUAUCCAUGCAGGCAGGCCUUGAGCAUGGCUCAGAUGUCAGCCCCUCCGUCCUCCGCCCCCGCUCCCUGCUUCCCAGGGUAGCAGGCUCACCAAGGCCAGGGCUACCUACCCACACCUAGGGGGCUGGGUACAGCCCAACCAGGUGCCUGCUGCUGGCCUGGAUCACUCCAACCUGGACAGGCCACCAUGGUGGGCACUACACUCCUGCUCCUGGCCCUGCUCCCUGGGACCUCCAGUAAGCACAGUGCGCCACUUGGUAUGUAGAGGCUGGCAUGGGGUGGGGGCAUUGUGUCCCACUUCCCUAUUGUCCCUUCUCAACUUGGCUUCGCACCUCAGUGUGUGUGUGUGUGUGUGUGUGGUGCAUAACUGGGGUGCCAUGCCUUUUUCUUCUCCCAGACUCCCCUCUGCCAGUUUCCUCAAAGUUCUUAACCAAGUGAUGGUGUGGGAUGUGGGAGGGUCAAGUGUGCAAAUCAUUUGUGACAAACCCCCAGCUAACUGCUACUUGAAAACAGUCAUUUGCCUGUAUAGGCUAUGUGUUUGUGUGUAUGGUGUGUGUGUGUGUAUGUGGUGUGUGUGUAUGUGAUAUGUGUGCACACGCACGCAUGUGUGUGUAUGGUGUGUGUGAUGUGUGUAUGGUGUAUGUGGUGUGUGUCUGUGUGUGUAAGUGCAAGCCUGGGUAAACACAAAAAGAUGAGAACCUCUUUUCUUGGUGCUCUCCUCUGUUUGGGGACUUGGAUAUCUGUUGAACAGAAAUCUCCAGUCCAGUUGCCUGUCUGUCCUGAGCCUCUGGACAGAGGGAUGGAUCGGCGUGGGCACCCUCCUGACUGCAACAGAUGCCAGCACCUACCUCUCUUUAGUGGCCAGUAGCUCGUACUAGAUCUCUUAGACUCUUAAGACUUAGCAACCUGGGCAAGGAAGAGAACCCCGACUUCAUCUCCUCUGCUGAGCACACCAACCCCGUGCAUCCCCACAUCCCCUUGCCUACUCUGCAAAAGGCAAAAAAGGUCAGAAAAUGAAAGGACAACUUUGUGCUGGCUUCAGCUCCUAGGCUGUGAUGCCACUAAAGUGGUACAUGGUAAUAACUUAGCGAUAAUAACUUAGCGAGAGUUUGGCAUGCAGCUAAGCAUGGGUAAAGUGACUAUCUGUAACGCAUCUUUUCCAAGCGAAGACAAGGGCUCCCUAGAGGGAAUUGUGCCCUUGCUCUGCUCUGUUUCAGCACCUCCGUUCCCUGGGGAACCUGGGCCCUGGCUACGCAGACCCCUUUUCAGUCUGGAGCUAUCAGAUGCUGAGGAUGCGUUCCCGCGCCGCGCAGGGCCACUGGAGGUGCCAGCGGACAGCCAUGUGUUUGUGCAGGCGGCCCUGGCCCGUCCUUCGCCAAGAUGGGGCCUAGCCCUGCACCGCUGCUCAGUAACGCCUUCUUCACGCCCGGCCCUGGGACCUGCCCUGGUGCUUCUCCGUGGGGGUUGCCCCGCCGACGACUCUGUCAGCUUCUCACCACCUCCACGCCCGGAUGCUGCUAGCGUCGCACGCUUCAGCUUCCGCCUGCGCCCGGUAUUCAAUGCCUCAGUACAGUUCUUGCACUGCCAGAUAAGCCGUUGCCGCCGUCGCCGCAGUCACCACCGCCGAGCUGUCCGCCAGACACCAGUGCCUUUGACCCCACCAGCACCGUUGCGGUGUCUGCCUCAGGAUGAGGCAUGUGCCGGCAGCAGCUUGAGCCUUGGUACUGACAGCCCCCACCUGCACAUGUUGACACAGCCCAUCGUGGUUACAGUACCUCGUCCGCCCCCUAGGCCAUCCAAGGGUCUCCCAGGCAGAGCGGUACGCCCAGAGCCGCCUGCUCCAGCUGCUACAGCACUGGAGCCUGCACCAGUGGUGGCUUUGGUGUUGGCGGCAUUCGUGCUGGGUGCUGCGCUGGCCGCUGGGCUUGGUCUCGUCUGUGCACACUCAGCACCCCCACCUCCAGGCCAGCCUCGUAGAGCUUCGCUCAGCGGCCCCCAGCUCCAGAGGCCCCAGUAGUCAGAGAUGGCAUGCCCCAGUGAGGUUCUGAGAUUCAUCCAGCCAUGAUUUCAGUUCCCUUUGGAAGGAAUCCUGCAUGCACGUCUCCCCUGCCUCCCUUCCUUCCUCCCUCCCUCCCUCCCUCCUUGUCCUCACUCCCCUGUUCAAAAUAAAUUGGUGACCUGCUAA